GUGUGUUUGUUUGUGUGUUUGUGUGUGUGAGUCUGUAACACUGAGAUGUUCAUGCUCAUUCGAGAGCCAUCCGCCGGAGGAGGCGGUGGAAGCAUGAGCGCACCGCAGGAGAGAAGUGCUAAACAGGUGCAAGCUUCCAUCAAGAAGAAGGUGGAGAGACAGAGAAAGCGAAGUAUUGACGCACAAACUGCAAGCCGUCCACUUCAGGAGCUUCAAAAGUCCAGAGAGACGCCGCAGAUGGCAGAGGAGAAGGCAGAGGAAAGCGAAAUUGUGGACGAGGAGCUGGAGGAGAUGUUGGCAGGAGGGCAGAGGAGAAAUAUGGAGAAGGUGGAGGAGGCAGAGCCUGUAGACCUGCUGCCUAUAGUGGACUCUGUGUUUGGACAGGACAGGGCGCUGCGGCCUGAGGAGAUUGACGAGCUUCACAAGGCAUUUGUGGAGUUUGACAGAAACAAAAAGGGCUACAUCAGCCAAAGAGACCUGGGGGAGUGCAUGAGGACGAUGGGCUAUAUGCCCACAGAGAUGGAGCUGAUCCAUUUGAGCCAGCAGAUCGGUGGGAAAUUGGACUUUGAGGAUUUUGUUGAGCUGAUGGGACCCAAGAUGCUGGCCGAAACAGCAGAUAUGAUAGGCGUCAAGGAGCUGCGAGAUGCAUUUAAAGAGUUUGACUCAAACGGGGACGGUCAGAUCAGUCUGACCGAGCUGCGAGAAGCCAUGAAGAAGCUGAUGGGAGAACAGGUGACCCACAAGGAGAUCAACGAAAUCCUCAAAGACGUCGACCUCAACGGGGAUGGCUUGGUCGACUUUGAAGAGUUUGUUCGAAUGAUGUCACGCUGAACGGUCCAUGGAGAUCAGGCAGAGGGACAAAAACUGCAAAGCAGAGACCCGAGGUUUUACAAACUGAAAUUAUAUUUUUUUUAUAGAAUAAAAGGGAAACGUUGUGAGCAGCAGUAUCCAUAUCAACAGGGUUACAGAUAUCUAUCCAAGUGUUGAUGUUUUUGGAUGUAUUUUUAUAUAAGGUUGUUGUUCUUUGAUCUUACAUCUUGUAUGUAAAAUUGUAAAAAUGUAUUUAAAUAAUAAAAUGUGCAAAUAAUAAGGGAAGAAACUGCUAUCAACUGGACUUACAAAAACACGUCUUCCUAAUUUUCCAUUUAGAGGGAGUUUCUUCUCUCCAUUGGUGCCUUGUGCUUGUUCAAGAAAACCCUUCAAAGUGACGCAGGAGACACUUUUUAGCAGCUAAUUGUGAUAAUCUGCCUCAUCGGAAUUUGACUGAAUUGAAUUUUAGCAUGAUAAUUUAUAAUUAUUAGUAUUAAUGAUGAACAUUGUUGCCUUUCGUGUAGCUGUUUUCUCCAAUUGAGACUCAGGGAAACACUGUCACACUUUUCUCUUCCAAUCUCAAAAAAGGAAAACAUUUUGUUUAUACUGUAUGUAACCCUUGUGCUAUCCUAGGUACUUUAAUGUUGGGAGUUGGGUCAUCUAGACCCACUAGUGAGUGC
Messenger RNA from Oryzias latipes (Japanese medaka), 1490 nucleotides. RefSeq names its product calcium binding protein 2b (gene cabp2b). Gene Ontology annotation, cellular component: cytoplasm. Gene Ontology annotation, molecular function: calcium ion binding; calcium channel regulator activity. The record is from RefSeq and is a predicted model, not a curated record. Lineage: Eukaryota; Metazoa; Chordata; Actinopteri; Beloniformes; Adrianichthyidae.